AUUAAUUAUUAAUUUUUGAGACAAACAUUUUCUAGAUGGAAUCAUUAUGUUUCUUUCUCCACCUUAUUAGCUGCGCUCAGCUCUAGUUUUAAAUUUCUUUUGCUCUGCAUCUUAAUUUCUCCAUCAUCAGAGACCAAUGACUUCAUAUCCUCCACCAGGGUAUGGUGUACCACCACAAGGUGGGCACUAUCCUCCACCACCAGGACCCCCUAAUUAUCAAGGUUAUUUUAAUAAUGAUCAGUAUGCUCCACCACCACCACCUCCUCAACAUAUUUACCAUAACCACCACCAUGAUGGUCACUACCACCAAAAUAGUGGUUGUCCCUCAUUCCUCAAAGGCUGUUUGGCCGCUCUUUGUUGUUGCUGUAUUUUGGAAGAGUGCUGCUGCUGCUGCUUCUAAUUUAUUAUUUAUUUACUUUAUUUUGCACACUUUAAGAUGGUUAUAAUAAAUAAAAUAAUGUUCCUAUAUAUUACUUUGAAGUGCAAACUCUGUGUGAGGAUUUUCUUGCUUUAAUUAUGUACUAUUUUUAAUUGGAGGCAAGUUUGUGUAUAAUGGAAGGACAAAUGCCAGCUAGUUAUAUUAUGCAUGAUUGCUUCAA
Molecule: messenger RNA, 599 nt
Organism: Solanum dulcamara
Lineage: Eukaryota; Viridiplantae; Streptophyta; Magnoliopsida; Solanales; Solanaceae
Product: protein CYSTEINE-RICH TRANSMEMBRANE MODULE 11-like
Exons: 3
Coding region: 137-400 (87 amino acids)
Source: RefSeq, a predicted model, not a curated record